This is a messenger RNA of Nycticebus coucang (slow loris), 1971 nucleotides long. RefSeq names its product F-box and leucine rich repeat protein 2 (gene FBXL2). Gene Ontology annotation, biological process: SCF-dependent proteasomal ubiquitin-dependent protein catabolic process. The record is from RefSeq and is a predicted model, not a curated record. The transcript has 15 exons. NCBI's taxonomy places the organism in Eukaryota, Metazoa, Chordata, Mammalia, Primates, Lorisidae. Gene Ontology annotation, cellular component: SCF ubiquitin ligase complex. Gene Ontology annotation, molecular function: protein binding. The coding region runs from base 86 to 1396 and encodes 436 amino acids.
GGCGCCCGGCUGGCGUCACCAGGACAACGGGCGUCGCCGGCGCCGUGUGACUGGGGGCUGCGGGCUCGCUCGCGGCUCUUCGGCCAUGGUUUUCUCAAACAGUGAUGAAGGCCUUAUUAACAAAAAGUUACCCAAAGAACUUCUCUUAAGAAUAUUUUCCUUCUUGGAUAUAGUAACUUUGUGCCGAUGUGCACAGAUUUCCAAGGCUUGGAACGUCUUAGCCCUGGAUGGAAGCAACUGGCAAAGAAUAGAUCUUUUUAACUUUCAAACAGAUGUAGAGGGCCGAGUGGUGGAAAAUAUCUCGAAGCGAUGUGGUGGGUUCCUGAGAAAGCUCAGCCUGCGAGGCUGCAUUGGUGUUGGUGACUCUUCCUUGAAGACCUUUGCACAGAACUGCCGAAACAUCGAACAUUUAAAUCUCAAUGGGUGCACAAAAAUCACUGACAGCACGUGUUAUAGCCUUAGCAGAUUCUGUUCCAAGCUGAAACAUCUGGAUUUGACCUCCUGUGUGUCUAUUACAAACAGCUCCUUGAAGGGGAUCAGUGAGGGCUGCCGAAACCUUGAGUACCUGAACCUGUCUUGGUGUGAUCAGAUCACUAAGGAUGGCAUUGAGGCUCUGGUGCGAGGCUGUCGAGGCCUAAAAGCCCUGCUUCUGAGGGGCUGUACACAGGUACCAAAGGGCGGCCCAGCUGUGCACCGUAUGUGUCAGCUAGAAGAUGAAGCUCUGAAACACAUUCAGAAUUACUGCCAUGAGCUCAUGAGCCUCAACUUACAGUCCUGCUCGCGAAUCACGGAUGAGGGUGUGGUGCAGAUAUGCAGGGGUUGCCACAGGCUGCAGGCCGUCUGCCUUUCAGGUUGCAGCAACCUCACAGAUGCCUCUCUCACAGCCCUGGGUUUGAACUGCCCAAGACUGCAGAUUUUGGAGGCUGCACGAUGUUCCCAUUUGACUGAUGCAGGCUUUACACUUUUAGCUCGGAAUUGCCACGACCUGGAGAAGAUGGAUCUUGAAGAAUGCAUCCUGAUAACCGACAGCACACUCAUCCAGCUCUCCCUUCACUGUCCUAAACUGCAAGCCCUGAGCCUGUCCCACUGUGAGCUCAUCACAGACGAUGGGAUCCUGCACCUGAGCAACAGCACCUGUGGCCACGAGAGGCUGCGGGUACUGGAGUUGGACAACUGCCUCCUCAUCACGGACGUGGCCCUGGAACACCUGGAGAACUGCCAGGGCCUGGAGCGCCUGGAGCUGUACGACUGCCAGCAGGUUACCCGUGCAGGCAUCAAGCGGAUGCGGGCUCAGCUCCCUCAUGUCAAAGUCCAUGCCUACUUUGCACCUGUCACCCCGCCCACAGCAGUGGCAGGAAGUGGACAGCGACUGUGCAGGUGCUGUGUCAUUCUCUGACAGCAGCUGCCCAGGCCUGAGGGGUGACGAGGCAUCCCUUCCUCCAGAAGGCCCGAGUCUUCCUGACUUACUCAUCACCCAAACCUGUUGAUUCUCCAUUGGGAAAGGCAUUUACAGGUAAAAGACUUCUGUAUGGAUUGCAGUAACUCUGGUGAUGGCUUUCACCUUUAUUCUGCUGUGAUACAAUCAAAUCAAAGCCUUGUGUCAGUUAACACGUGGCAACUGGUCUCAGUACAGCUAGGACCAUGCCAGAAAUCUGGAUCUCCUAAGAGGUGGGUGCCUACUUUAGGUACCAAAGUCCUACCCUUGGCUUUAUCAGCAUUCCUCAAACAGACCAUCAGUGUUAGCACAAAUCGAGCAGAAAAAAUAAGCUGUUGAUUUUCUACCUGACACUUAAGCCAGUGGCCUAUUUUUAAUUCACAAUGAUUCCAUUUUGAUCAGCAGGACUUUUCCACUUUGAAGAUUAAAUGGCAACUUUUUCAAAGUGAUUGUACUGCAGAUUCAUAAUGCCUGAUAGUUUUAUAUGUUGAGACUUACGUGGAAGGCAUGGUAAUAGGUUUUCUUAAGACACCAAA